CAACCAUUAGUACCUGGUAGCUGACAUAAUUGUGUUUACAAAAAGGAAACGGCCAUAGAUGUUCCCAAAAGGAAAAAAGAAGAAAGAUUUUGAUUUGAAGAAGGUUAAAUAAUCAGUAACAGAGAGAUGUUAGUGACAUGGGAAAUGUUGGUUCGAAUGGGAAGAAUGAUAUGGUUGGGUUUAUGUUAUUGGAUUUCAUCAUGUCUUACUGUUGCUGAUGAGAUUGCUCGUUCAAUCAGAAGUGGUGAUAUAGGUCCUUUUCAUGCUGGUUAAUCUCAUCCAUGUCAUCAUCAUUUCUUAGCUAUUUGAUUGUACUGGAUUUGGAAUUUAAAAAAACAUGUGAACUGAGUCGUGGUUGACGGUAGUUGAUAGAAAAAUGAACAGAUUGUACCAUGAACUUGACUGUAAGCCUGAGCAGAUUCGAAUUUUACAUCGAUUAUGAACCACGAGAUGAAUCUUGAGUUUAAGUGGGAUUAUUUUCAUGUUUCUAUCUAAUUUCAGGUAUUCGUAUUUUACUUUUAAACAUCAUUGAUUGCUUGAGUUUGAUUCAUUUUGUAUAAGAACUGAUGUCUGGACUAGGAAACAUGUACUUGUUGUCUGGUGAACUAUCAGGUAUUUGGGAGGUUCAAAUAUAUAGUGUUUAUUGUGUAACUCUUUGUUUGUUCAUAAAUUGUGCAAUGUUCAGUCGUGUUUUCCAUCAUUUAUGUCGACUAUAAGGAGGCUUUGUUUGGUUCAGUGAAUGAAAUUUGUAUAUAUUUUGGAAAGUUUGAGCAUGUUUUCGAGGAGAUCAAUUAUUUCGGCGUUAGUUGGUAAUGAACUCAGGCUAAAGAACAGUUCUGGUAAUGUGUGAGUGAUUCCUUAAACCCUCCUCAGCACAGUACCAGCUGCAAAGCCAGUGGAUUUUGUUUUCGUGGUGAAUUUUUUAUCUGGACAAACUCAACUCUAUGGACACUAGACAGAGAACUCAAGCACAAAAGCUUAUGAAAUCUAGUUUUCUGCAAGGGUUUGUUUCUCCCUGAAGAGAAGAAGUGUGUCUCUUUCCCAGACAGUCAGUCGGUCAUUAAGUUUGUUUCUGUAUUAUACGUAUCCAGGAAAAAAAAACCUCUCAUAUGAAUCUCAUUGGAUCUCAUCUAAGGCGAUUGGUUCUUAUUGAAAGUUUCAGUUGCUAUGGCCUUGGAACCAGGAGUGAGUCAGAAACAUUGUACCACUAAAGAAGGAAAUCAAUUCUAUGGGAAGUUUUGCAUACAUCCUUUAUGG
Messenger RNA from Papaver somniferum (opium poppy), 1257 nucleotides. RefSeq lists its product as uncharacterized. Lineage: Eukaryota; Viridiplantae; Streptophyta; Magnoliopsida; Ranunculales; Papaveraceae. The transcript is spliced from 2 exons. The record is from RefSeq and is a predicted model, not a curated record. Bases 127 to 273 code for a protein of 48 amino acids.